This is a messenger RNA of Pipistrellus kuhlii (Kuhl's pipistrelle), 3878 nucleotides long. It is a transcript of the gene SLC6A19, whose product is annotated as solute carrier family 6 member 19. NCBI's taxonomy places the organism in Eukaryota, Metazoa, Chordata, Mammalia, Chiroptera, Vespertilionidae. The coding region runs from base 157 to 2061 and encodes 634 amino acids. Gene Ontology annotation, biological process: sodium ion transmembrane transport. The transcript is spliced from 12 exons. The record is from RefSeq and is a predicted model, not a curated record. Gene Ontology annotation, cellular component: plasma membrane.
UGGACUCACCCUUCGGAUCUGCUGACGCUUCCUUUCAGCCUAGGUGCUUGGGGUGAGGUGCCAAAGGUUCCCUAUAAAGUGCUGGGGCUCCGGCUGUGUCCACUCGACCUCCAGCUCCUGUCCUGUCCCGCCAAGAGGGACCUACCUGUGAUCACCAUGGUGAGGCUUGUGCUGCCCAACCCGGGCCUGGACGACCGAAUCCCCUCCCUGGGGCAACUGGAGGUCCUCGAGAAGGAGGAGGCCAGCUCGCGGCCCAAGUGGGACAACAAGGCCCAGUACAUGCUCACCUGCGUGGGCUUCUGCGUGGGCCUGGGCAACGUCUGGCGCUUCCCCUACUUGUGCCAGAGCCAUGGCGGAGGAGCAUUCAUGAUCCCGUUCCUCAUCCUGCUGGUGGUGGAGGGCGUCCCCUUGCUGUACCUGGAGUUCGCCAUCGGGCAGCGACUGCGCAGGGGCAGCGUGGGCGUCUGGAGCUCUAUCCACCCAGCCCUGAAGGGCAUAGGGAUUGCGUCCAUGUUCGUGUCCUUCAUGGUGGGCCUCUACUACAACACCAUCAUCGCCUGGGUCAUGUGGUACUUCUUCAACUCCUUCCAGGAGCCCCUCCCUUGGAGCACGUGCCCGCUCAACGACAACCUAACAGGCUAUGUGGAGGAGUGCACCCGCAGCUCUUCCGUGGACUACUACUGGUACAGAGAGACCCUCAACAUCUCCACCUCCAUCAGCGACUCGGGCUCUGUGCAGUGGUGGGUUCUGCUCUGCCUGACCUGUGCCUGGUGUGUCCUCUACGUGUGCACCAUCCGUGGCAUCGAGACCACCGGCAAGGCUGUGUACAUCACCUCGACACUGCCCUAUGUCGUCCUGACCAUCUUCCUCAUUCGGGGACUGACACUAAAGGGAGCUACCGACGGUAUCAUCUUCCUCUUCAAGCCCAAUAUCACGGAGCUGUCCAACCCACUGACUUGGCUGGAUGCGGGGGCCCAGGUCUUCUACUCCUUCUCGUUGGCCUUCGGGGGCCUCAUCUCCUUCUCCAGCUACAACUCCGUCCACAACAACUGUGAGAUGGACUCUGUAAUCGUGUCCGUCAUCAACGGCUUCACAUCCAUGUACGCAGCCACCGUGGUCUACUCCAUCAUCGGCUUCCGAGCCACAGAGCGCUAUGACAACUGCUUUAACCAGAAUAUCCUGACACUCAUCAAUGGGUUUGACUUGCCCGAAGGCUCUGUCACCGAGGAAAACUUUCUGGAGGCACAGCAGUGGUGCAAUUACUCUAACCCCACGGCCUUCGCCCAGCUGCAGUUCCAGACCUGCAACAAAGACUCUUUCCUGUCAGAGGGCGUGGAGGGCACGGGGCUGGCGUUCAUUGUCUUCACGGAGGCCAUCACCAAGAUGCCCAUAUCCCCUCUGUGGUCCGUGCUCUUCUUCAUCAUGCUCUUCUGCUUGGGCCUGUCCUCCAUGUUUGGGAACAUGGAGGGCGUGGUCGUGCCCCUACAGGACCUCAAAGUCUUCCCCAAAAAGUGGCCCAAGGAGGUGAUCACAGGUAUCAUGUGCUUGGUGUCGUAUCUCAUCGCCUUUGUCUUCACUCUGAAUUCCGGCCAGUACUGGCUCACCCUAUUGGACAGCUAUGCUGGCUCCAUCCCCCUGCUUAUCAUCGCCUUCUGCGAGAUGUUUGCUGUGGUCUACGUGUACGGCGUGGACAGGUUCAACAAGGACAUCGAGUUUAUGAUCGGCCACAAGCCCAACAUCUUCUGGCAAAUCACGUGGCGAGUGGUCAGCCCACUGCUCAUGCUGGUCAUCUUCCUGUUCUUCUUUGUGAUCAACGUCAAUAAGGAGCUGAUAUAUAGCGUCUGGGACCCUGCCUAUGCGGAAUUUCCCAAAUCUGAGAAGGUCCCAUACCCAGGCUGGGCGUACGGCGUGGUGGUUGUCGUUGCUGGUGUGCCCUGCCUCACCAUCCCUUGCUUUGCCAUCUACAAGCUCAUCCGGAACCACUGCCAGAAGCAAGAAAGCCACCAGGGGCUGGUCAGCACCAUGUCCACGACCUCCGUAAAUGGGGACGUGAAGUAUUGAGUGCCCCGCCUAUGGCUGCAUGUGUGCAUGUACAUAUGCAUGUGUGAGCAUGUGAGCGUGCGCAUGAGUAUAUGUAUAAAAGCAUAAAUGCAUGUAAUCAUAUAAGUGUGCACACGUGUGUAUGCACAUAGGUGAGAGUGUGUAUAAUGCAUAUACAUGUGUUAUAUGUAUAUGUGUACAUGUGUACAAGUCAUGUGCACAUGGGUAUGUGUGCACAUGUGAGUGUGUACACACAUGCUUUUGUGUAUGUGUCAGUAUGAUUUUUGUGUACAUGCCCUGCACAUGUGUGUAUAAAUACAUAGAAAUAUACACGUGUGUAAGGAUGUGUAUAUAUGCAUAUACAUGUGUCUUGGUGAAUACAUGUGUCUGCACAUGCUGGUUGUAUAUUUAUAAAUGUGUGGGUAUGCAUGUGACAUGUAUAGUAGUGUGUGUGUGUGUGUGUGUGUGUGUGUGUGUGUAUUCAUGUGUAUGCAUGUUGUCCUGCAGUAUACAUGUCUCCCACGUGGGGCCCAGCUGUCCUCUUGAUUCCCUGCAUCACGAAUAUGGUGGGACCUAUGCUCAGGUCCUGCCCUGCCUUCCGAGGGAAAGUCUGUCAAAAGCGACAGCAGGGAGGCCAUGGGAGACGGGCAUGUGUUGCUGUCCUGGCUCCUUGGAACAGUCCUGUUGCCCCGCCCCGUCCCUUCGCUGUCCCCCUGUGACCUAGGAGCUCCUGCUGUAAGGUUGCCGUUUUACCCCAUGAGGAGGAGCCCCAGCUGCCAGAGGCUCCAGCCCCUCGGCCAGUGAGACCUGCCUGUCCGCCAGCUGGCAGGGAGUCCUGAGUCUUGGCAAUGUUCAGCUUAAUAAAUACUAACCCAUUUAAUCAUUGCUUCUGGCUGCCAUGAAUAGAUGACAGUUAAAUAAAACUCAACUUGGCAUAAUUUAAGGCAGAAACACCCUUUGUGUUUUUUUUAAGAGGACAUUAACUGUGUGAAUUUUUAGCCUGAUGUUGGGAAAGAUGGGUUACAGGGUAACUCGACUUGGUCACUAAGGUUGAGGACAGCUCAUACGUCCUGAGCAAUGUCAGGAACCGUGAGUUCCUGCCAGACCGUCUGCUUGGGGCCACUCAGUGAAGGGAAGGUCUCCUCCCAUCCUGUACGCAACAUUCAACCUCAGCCAAAGUCACUGGGCACUUGGGGUGUUUAUUUCAAUGAACUAGCCACUUCCAUUUCCCAUGGAAACAUCUGGAAGUUGAAGUUAAAGUGGACUUUCUGAGAGUUCUCUGGGCAGGGAUGGGAGAGCUGAGUGGAGGGUGGGAUCUGCUUCCAAGUCCCAUCCGUCCACUGGAGAUGCUCCACGCACGCUCCCCUCUUCCAGCGAUUCCUGUGCAACAGAUUUCAUCCCCAAAGCCCGGCUGAGAACCUCCUAACACCUUGGCGUGUCUAGAGGCCUCCUAUGUGGCCCAUCACCUGGCCAUCAUGAUUGAUAGAAACCUCCAGAGGUGGAAUGGGAGGCCUGCCGACAGCUCUCCACCCCUGGCCACGAUAGUGCAUCCCUGCCCAGGAGGCCCACGGGCACCAUGACGCUCUGGACCCCACCCCCAGGUGCCUCUGGCCUCUGUGGGAACUCACCUCCUUCUCUUCAUGAAGUUCUUCUGACCCUUGGCUGGGAAACACUCAUCAGCAUCUGGGGAUGCAGGAGAGGGGAGACUGGGUGGGCAAAACCCAUCAGUUCCUGUCCCCUGAUGAAUGCCUCAUUUUACAGAAGUGCCAUCUUUGCAAAUGGUCAAACAUGCAGGUUUUAUGAGCAUAAAGUAUAUAAAUAAACCAUUGUAUUUCAUA